Molecule: messenger RNA, 1074 nt
Organism: Ostrinia nubilalis (European corn borer)
Lineage: Eukaryota; Metazoa; Arthropoda; Insecta; Lepidoptera; Crambidae
Exons: 6
Coding region: 1-1074 (357 amino acids)
Source: RefSeq, a predicted model, not a curated record
AUGGCAACUUUCGAAACUUCGGACAACGUUUUUCAGAGUAAUCCCUCUGAGCACAACUCGACCGGCUCCGUCUACCCGCCGCCGCAUUACAGCCGCUGCGGGUCGUUCCACCAGGCGCCGCCGCCGUACUCAGAGGUAACGUCGAAGCCGGACCUGUAUCCGCUGGUGAUCACGUGCGGCGACGGCGACGGCAAGGGCGGCGGCAACUACCUCAUGGUGCACUACUUCCGGAACUACGUCAUACGCGCGCCAGGCUCUCUCUCAGCGACGAGUACUGCAGAAUCUCUCAACUCCAGUUUCAUAUGCAACGCAGCAAAUGAGGCAAAUUCGAUCAUACCGCCGCCAUACUCGUGCGCGAGCAACUACUCGGAUUGCGGCGUGGCGUGCGGCCGCUCGCUGCUACGCUCGCUGUCCUCGCUGACGGAGCCGCGCGCAGCCCCUGUCCUACCGGUCACUGCCCCCGCCAUCGCCGCCGCCCCGGCCCGAAGCAGGACCACGUCGGACUCCGCUUGCGCGCGCUCGCGGGCCGAGUCCCAGGCCUUCCGGGACAACCUCAUCACUUCCCCUGUACAGCCCCUUGACCCCUCAUUCGACUUAGAGCUCGAGCUGAUAGACUGCGAGAUGUACUGCGACGGCGGCUGCAAGCCUCGCCUGGGGUCUUCGCCCCCGGGCCACCAUUCGCCCGGCGCGCCCGAGCCCUGCCCGCGGGCCGCCUACGCGCCGCGCCCGACCCCGCCCGCGCCCGCGUCCCCCCCUCGUCCCACCAGCCCCACCCAGUCCCAGGACUCCACGCGAAGACCCAGCGACGAGCGCCGCCCUCGCAAGAAGCCCAGGAAAUCGAGCUUAUACAUGCCUCUCUCCGUUGCCUACCCCACCAGGACCAGACCCUCUCCUGGUGCCCGCGUCUCCUCUCGCUCGGCCCCUGCUACUCCUUGCGGUGCGCUCCCCAAUCUCCUCACGUUCACGCAGCGCGUAUCCGCCUCCCGAGUAGGCUCACGCUCCUCUCGCUUCGAGGAGGAAAGCAACCCAUUGCUAGCCGACAUCGAAAACGCUCGCACCGACCAUAAAUUUUAA